Molecule: messenger RNA, 354 nt
Organism: Penicillium canariense
Lineage: Eukaryota; Fungi; Ascomycota; Eurotiomycetes; Eurotiales; Aspergillaceae
Exons: 3
Coding region: 1-354 (117 amino acids)
Source: RefSeq, a predicted model, not a curated record
AUGAUCUACAAAACCAACUACGAGCUCUAUACUACCCGCGACAGCCUCGACAGCAGACGCUCACCACCCCCAGACGAGCUACUCGCCCCGUUAGCAACGCUCUACCCGCACGUCACAGCCCUGCAGCCGCGGUACAACCCCAACAGCUGCACCUUCACCGGCUACCGCCACACAGGCUACUGGGCCUCCGCCUACACGACGCAGCUUCCUGAAGAAGAGCCGCCGUGCUGGGCGCGGCGAGGCUGUGAUGUACCCUCUCGCUUUGUCUCGAAGCUCUCGAAGCUCUCGAAACUCCGCCGGUUUCUUAGUCGCGAGGACUUGAAAUACCGCCGGCGGUCCGAGGCCACUACAUGA